AUGUUUGCAGUUUCAGUUUUUAUUAUUAGACGAAUGUUAUGUCUAGUGUGCGGAGCUGACGGAUCGGAGCCACAUUAUGGUGGCAGUUGCUGCAGAGCAUGUGCAGCAUUUUUCCGAAGAUAUGUACAUUCUACAAAACAAGAAAUAAGUUGCACAUGCGAUCAAAGACUUAUUUCUUCACAUCCAUGUAGAUAUUGUCGGAUGUUAAAAUGUAUGAAAAUAGGAAUGUGUAAAACACAAGUUCAACCACCACGUGAAAAAAACAAAAUUUUAAAUACGUUUCCGGGUACCACUAUAAUGAUCUCAAAACUUUCAAAUAGUAUCAUCCCAAAAUCGUGUAACAACAUGUAUCGUGCGGUCGCGAAGUGGGUAGAUUUUGACCAAAGACGAAAAGAAUUACGCGGUGAUGAUUAUUUCGAUUAUAAUCUUACACAAAUCACUAAAAUGGUUAAUUUUAAUACAAAUUUGUUAUGGAAACUCGGAGAGUCAAUAUUCUCGGAUGUAUCUCGAUUGAGUAAAGAAGACAAAAACUCAAUGAUUUCAAACUUUUAUAUCAAAUGGCAACUUCUCAUGGAACCGGCAAUAGACUACUCAGCUCAGUAUGAACAAUUUAAAAAUUACAUCGGGUCAAAUGCAUACUACCAAAAGUGUGCUUACUUUUAUGGAAGUUCAAUGCAAAAAGGAAAUAAAAUUUCUGAUGUGGAGACUGUCAAAGUAUUUUCUCCAUUUUGGGACUACUAUUACGCAGAUUUUGCUGAACCAGUUUAUAAAAUGAACUACGACAAAGUGGAAUAUAUGGCUAUAUUUCUUCUACUGUUGUUUGACGGCGCGUACUCAGAUAUUAGUGACGAUGGCGUGAACUUGUGUACAAAUAUUCGAAAAGUAAUACUACGGGAAUUGAACAGUUAUCAAUCGAAUAACAAUUGCUCAGAAGUUCGUCUAGCUGAUAUAAUGGAAACUCUUCGAUUGUUGGAUAAACAUGAGGAAAAGCUACACUAUCAAUUUUGGAUGUGCGGGUCUCAUAAAAUGAUAAUGGAUGAAAAUUACGUACAAAUAUAUCUAGGUAUUAAACAUUAAAUACAUGUAUUUUAUCUUAAUAAAGUUAUUGCUGUCUCAA
Messenger RNA from Caenorhabditis elegans, 1117 nucleotides. It is a transcript of the gene nhr-163, whose product is annotated as Nuclear receptor domain-containing protein. The coding region runs from base 1 to 1077 and encodes 358 amino acids. The transcript has 5 exons. Gene Ontology annotation, molecular function: DNA binding; DNA-binding transcription factor activity; sequence-specific DNA binding. Gene Ontology annotation, cellular component: nucleus. Gene Ontology annotation, biological process: DNA-templated transcription; regulation of DNA-templated transcription. NCBI's taxonomy places the organism in Eukaryota, Metazoa, Nematoda, Chromadorea, Rhabditida, Rhabditidae. The record is from RefSeq and is marked reviewed.